AUGGCUACCAACGGCGACUUCUCGGACGAAGACUCACUGCCGGGAUCGCCCCUCAUGGGCAACGGCCACGAGCACGAGGACGACAUUGAUGAACAGGAACCACUCGACCAAGAGGAAGAUGCCCAGGAAAAGCCCUUGAAGUCUGCCUUGAAGAAAGAUUCGGUGCCGCCUAUUCCUCAACGAACUCGCCCUCAGCUCCCUGAACAGCCCGACCCAAACACGGUAGACUUUUCGACCUUUUCCCCGCUGUCGCCUGAAAUCAUCGCACGCCAGGCCACUAUCAACAUUGGAACAAUCGGCCAUGUCGCCCACGGGAAGUCCACGGUGGUGAAGGCUAUCUCCGAGGUUCAUACUAUUCGUUUCAAGAAUGAACAGGAACGAAAUAUUACAAUCAAACUUGGUUACGCCAACGCUAAAAUUUACAAGUGUGACAACCCAGAGUGUCCCAGACCGACUUGUUACAAGAGCUUCAAGAGCGAGAAGGAGGUUGAUCCUCCCUGUGAACGAGAGGGAUGUUCUGGCACAUACCGUCUAUUAAGACACGUUUCGUUCGUGGAUUGCCCAGGGCACGAUAUUUUGAUGAGCACUAUGUUAUCUGGCGCCGCUGUCAUGGACGCAGCUCUCUUACUCAUCGCAGGAAACGAAACAUGCCCUCAACCCCAAACGUCAGAGCACUUGGCUGCUAUUGAGAUCAUGAAGCUCAACCAUAUCAUUAUUCUACAGAACAAAGUUGAUCUGAUGCGUGAGGAUGCUGCUCUAUCGCACUAUCAAUCCAUUUUGAAGUUCAUCCGCGGUACAGUUGCGGACGGAUCUCCUAUUAUUCCAAUUUCGGCUCAGUUGAAGUACAAUAUUGAUGCUGUCAACGAGCACCUUGUCUCCCACAUUCCUGUUCCAGUCCGUGAUUUCACUGCCGUACCUCACAUGAUUAUUAUUCGGUCAUUCGACGUCAAUAAACCCGGUGCUGGAAUCGAGGAACUUAAAGGUGGUGUUGCCGGUGGUUCAAUCCUCACUGGUGUUCUGAAAGUGGACGAUGAGAUUGAAAUUAGACCCGGCAUUGUUACUAGGGAUGAGAAUGGCAAGGUGCAAUGUCGCCCCAUCUUCUCCAAGGUUGUCUCUCUGUAUGCCGAGCACAACGAUCUCAAAUUUGCUGUGCCUGGUGGCUUGAUUGGUGUCGGAACUCGAGUUGACCCUACGCUCUGCCGUGCCGAUCGUCUUCUUGGAUUCGUUCUGGGUCUGCGUGGUCGUCUUCCAGCCAUCUACACUGAGCUGGAAGUUAACUAUUUCUUGCUUCGCCGUUUGCUCGGUGUCAAGUCCGCCGACGGCAAGCAAGCCAAGGUUGCCAAGCUCUCCAAGAACGAAGUUCUCAUGGUCAACAUUGGCUCGACUGCUACAGGUGCCAAGGUCAUGGGUGUCAAGGCUGAUGUCGCCAAGCUUGUCCUAACAAACCCGGCUUGUACGGAAAUCGGCGAGAAGGUUGCCAUCAGUCGCCGUAUCGAGAAACAUUGGCGACUAAUCGGAUGGGCCAACAUUGUUGCCGGAAACACUUUGGAGCCAAUUGUCGACUAG
Messenger RNA from Talaromyces proteolyticus, 1566 nucleotides. RefSeq names its product putative translation initiation factor EF-2 gamma subunit. Gene Ontology annotation, cellular component: cytosol; eukaryotic translation initiation factor 2 complex. The transcript is spliced from 3 exons. The record is from RefSeq and is a predicted model, not a curated record. Bases 1 to 1566 code for a protein of 521 amino acids. Gene Ontology annotation, molecular function: GTPase activity; translation initiation factor activity; GTP binding. NCBI's taxonomy places the organism in Eukaryota, Fungi, Ascomycota, Eurotiomycetes, Eurotiales, Trichocomaceae. Gene Ontology annotation, biological process: formation of translation preinitiation complex; positive regulation of translational fidelity.